AUGCAUCGUUUGCGGUUUCUACGUCGAUUACUAGGCAAAGGCCGCCGCCAUCACAGGGACCACGACCAGAAGCAUCCCAGCGCCGCUAUUCUCCAGCUUCCGCUAGAUAUUCUGCUUCUGAUCACCGACAACCUGGCUUUGCAUGAUACAUUUCUCCUGUCACACACCUGUAAAGCACUUCGGCAAGUUACAUUUCAAGACUGGGAUGCUGACAUCUCACGGCUUCCCUUUGAAGAUCAGAUUGCGUUUUGGGCAGGACUGGCUUACACCUUACCAAACCGCUGGGCCUGUCUGCAAUGCUGCAAACUACAUCCUAUCAAUAUCUCAGAUGUGCCCGCGGCCUUCCGGACUGUCAGGAACAGGGCUUUUCCUUGCAGCAUUGACUACUCUCGAGGAAUCGAAAUCGAAGGGUAUUCUGUCCAGCACUACCACGUACAGUUUGCACUCAAGCUCUCUCGCCUGGGCAAUGUACAUCAACAAUACCUUGCGGCCCUGAUGGAUUCUUAUACGCGCACGGGGCCAUCACUCAUACCGCCGCUAGCAGAGUCCUAUGCCGCAGAGCCCAGGAUCAUCAAUGAACGAUUUAUUCUACGUGAAGAGUGGAAAAUCAGCAAUAAUACGAGUACCGCUUUGCCACUCCUCUGGGACAAUACAGACUUACAUAUCCCAGUCUGCCCGCACAUGCGUAUGUCAGGCGGACCCGCGAGGUCUCGCAGCUGGAAGGAAUCGUCCAUCCAUUGGAUGGUGCGAGUGUCUAAUAGUAUGCAGCAGCGCGAAGGAUCCGUCCUGCUCAAAGAAAUCACUUUGCUCGAGGAUGGCAUUGCAUUGGCUUACGAAUCCCCUGGCCAGUGGAUCUUCAAUUCUUGUCUACACUGUCCUACAGAUUUCGCCAUCAUGAUUUCUACAGAUGAGCAAGAGGCGACAAUCCGGGCUUGGCACGACUUUGGGGUGGAAGGGUCACCAUUGGAUAUUAGUUGGAAGGAACAUGUGAAAGAUGAAGCCACACAUUAUUUUGACGUAGGUCCCUAUCUGGAUUAUCCUCACGGUGGUGUCCGGGAGUCAUGGUUGGAGGGAAUUUCUCAUGAGACCGGGACUAAUCAAGCAAAGCUGCCGAGCUUCUUCACGAAGCUGAUAGAUACCCUGAGUCAAGUACAGUAUUAG
Molecule: messenger RNA, 1161 nt
Organism: Trichoderma citrinoviride
Lineage: Eukaryota; Fungi; Ascomycota; Sordariomycetes; Hypocreales; Hypocreaceae
Exons: 1
Coding region: 1-1161 (386 amino acids)
Molecular function (GO): protein binding
Source: RefSeq, a predicted model, not a curated record